This is a messenger RNA of Jaculus jaculus (lesser Egyptian jerboa), 4019 nucleotides long. RefSeq names its product family with sequence similarity 102 member A (gene Eeig1). NCBI's taxonomy places the organism in Eukaryota, Metazoa, Chordata, Mammalia, Rodentia, Dipodidae. Bases 385 to 1542 code for a protein of 385 amino acids. The transcript has 11 exons. The record is from RefSeq and is a predicted model, not a curated record.
CCCGCGGCCCGCGGUUCGGGAUGCUGCCCGCCCGUGCAGUGGUUCGCGCGCCGCCGGCCACCCCUGUCCUUGCCUCCUGGGCUGUGCCCCUCGGUUUACAUGCCGGUGGAGCCUCCGGCCGCUCCGCGCCCCUCCGAACCCCGGCUCCCCGAGGGUGAAGCCAGCUGCCCUGCAGAAGUGGACUGGUCUCUCAGACCGGAGGCUCCGGACUCAUCCUCGAUUGCUACGCCGCCGUCUCCGCCACCGCCACCAUCUGGGCGGGAUCCGGCUCUGGGUUUUUUUGGGGAGGGGUUGUGGUGUUAGGAAAGGAAUCCUGGGGGUUUCUGGUCCCCCUUCCUCCUUGUAUUUUUGGCUUUUGGGGCUUCAGACUCAGGGAACUCGCUCAUGGCUUUCUUGAUGAAGAAGAAGAAAUUCAAAUUCCAAACCACUUUCACUCUGGAGGAGCUGACGGCAGUCCCCUUCGUGAACGGGGUCCUCUUCUGCAAAGUCCGGCUGCUGGAUGGCGGGGAUUUCGUCAGCUUGUCGUCCAGGGAGGAGGUGCAGGAGAACUGCGUGCGGUGGCGGAAGAGGUUCACCUUUGCCUGUAAGAUGAGCGCCAACCCAGCGACCGGCCUGCUGGACCCCUGCAUCUUCCGGGUGUCUGUGCGCAAGGAGCUGAAAGGUGGGAAGGCUUAUUCCAAGCUGGGCUUUGCCGACUUGAACCUGGCUGAGUUUGCAGGCUCAGGCUCCACUGUGCGCUGCUGCCUGUUGGAGGGAUAUGACACGAAAAACACGCGCCAGGACAACUCCAUCCUCAAGGUCACCAUUGGCAUGUUCCUGCUCUCUGGAGACCCCUGCUUCAAGACGCCACCGUCCACUGCCAAGUCCAUCUCCAUCCCGGGCCAGGACUCCUCCCUACAACUGACAUGUAAAGGUGGUGGCACCAGCAGUGGUGGCGGCGGCAGCACCAACUCUCUGACUGGGUCCCGGCCCCCCAAGGCCCGGCCCACCGUCCUGGCCUCAGGGCUGCCGGAGGAGCCAGACCAGAGCCUGUCCAGCCCUGAGGAGGUAUUCCACUCAGGCCAUUCCCGCAACUCCAGCUAUGCCAGCCAGCAGUCCAAGCUCUCCAGCCAUAGCACGGAGCACUCGCGCUCCUCCAGCCUGUCCGACUUGACACACCGCCGCAACACAUCCACUAGCAGCAGUGCCUCUGGUGGCCUCAGCAUGGCUGUGGAGGGCCCUGAGGGCACUGAGCGGGAGCACCGGCCCCCCGAGAAGCCACCUCGGCCACCGCGUCCCCUGCAUCUGUCAGACCGCUCAUUUCGGCGAAAGAAGGACUCAGUGGAGAGCCACCCGACCUGGGUGGAUGACACACGAAUCGAUGCCGAUGACAUCGUGGAGAAGAUCAUGCAGAGCCAGGACUUCACCGACGGCAGCAACACCGAGGACAGCAACCUCCGGCUCUUCGUGAGCCGUGACGGCUCCACCACACUGAGCGGCAUUCAGCUGGCCAACAGGGUCUCCUCUGGGGUCUACGAGCCAGUGGUGAUUGAAAGCCAUUGAGAGCGCAGAGUGCAGCUGGAGAAGGCCCUGCUGUCUCGGCUGCCCCGGCCUGCAUCAUUCCAGGACGAACAGGAGCCUGCCUUUCGGAUCCAUGCCGCCUCGCAUCUGUGCCUCCUCUACGUACUCCAGCCUACCCCUGUCCCGAAAGUGUCAUUCCAUUGUCCUAUCCACCCCAGGACCACAGGGCCUGGGUGCCACUGUGAAUAUCCUCUGAACCACUAGAAGGCAGGGGGCAAGACAGAGCUGGCCAGGAGAUGGAUCUGGCCUUGGACGAGGACGCGUGGGAGCUCCUCCACUUUGGGGUGCUCAUGCCUGAGGGCGCCUCUUGCCCCUGCCACCUGCCUACUCCAGGAGCACCCGCUUCCACCAGGUUGUCACGGCCUUGCUCCGUUGCCCCUUGCCCUUGAGGGGCUGGAUCACUCCUAGAAUCCUGCCACCUGUGACCCUCUGCUUAGUGCUUCAGCUGUCCCUUCCCUAUGUCCUGGGGGGACCCGCUGGCGGCCUCCUCCUAGGAACCAAGACCUCAGACCCCACCCUACUCCAGACUGAGACGCCACCUCCCUUAUCGAAUGUUGUCCUGCUGCCCAGGCAGCCUGCACUUUGCACAUGCUUGUCCUUAGCACACAGUCCCACUGGCCCCUGCCCUGUCCCCUCUCCCCAUUCCCUGGGACUCCCGAGUGCCGCCUGCUGUGCAGCCAGGCCUAGGGUCCACAGCCCCGGCUGGUACGCGGUGCUGCCCAGCUCUGCAGUUAACCCCAGCUCAGGACCAAGAGCAGAACCUAGCAAGGCCUGAGUGUCAUAGUGCCAUCUGCCCAGGGCUGGGACCUGAGCAGCUGGUCUUCCUGCAGGAAGGAAGAAGCCUAGCUGGGCUGGGCAAGCAAAGCCCCCUUCCUCUGCCCUCGGGUCAGCAAGCACGGGCUGGGGCCCAGACUAGAGAGGCGGCGGUGGGCUGUGACUGGAAAGGCCGGAGCUGGCUUCCUGCUACUGGACAGGCCUCAGCCCUCUACUGGAUGCACCUCCCACUUCUGGGCAAGGAAAGGGGUCCCCAAAGGGGCAUGUGUGCCCUGGGGAGCAGUCUGACCCUUCCCCCCCUCCCAGCCUUUCCCUUUGCUAAAGCCCUCACCCCCAGCACUUUCUCCAUCCUGUAACUUGCUUGAAGGAGGGUUCUGGCCGCUAGCCAAGCCCUGGACAGACUCCCUCCCUUUAAGUUUCAUUUGUCUCAACCAGCAGGCUGGUGUUCCUUUGCCCCACAGGCUUGCUUUAUUAUUUUUUUCUCUUUUUUUUUUUUAAGUUCACAGCUCUGUAUCUCCUCCUCUCCCAGUGAGAGAAGGGGCAUCUUGUUCUCCACCCUACCUGCUGGCUGGGUCCCAGCGGGGCUGGGGAUUGACGACUUCACGAGUUUGUUCUCUGGGUAAGGGGUGACUGGCCUCCCCAGGAUGGGAGGUUCUUUGCCCUGUCCCUGUCUGUCUGCCCCAGCCAGCAAGAGUUGGGGUUUGUGGUCUUGGAACUCCCUGGUGUUGGGACCAGAACAUUUCUAGAUUCUGUUGUUGCCACGGUUUUGAUCACUCAUUAACUCUUAGAAAAUGAAUGUUAGAAGGUGCUACUGAGGCAGAGCAGAACAUGGGCUCUGGCUGGGGAAGAUGAUGGUCAGCUCAGAGUCCCUUCCUGCCCAGCAGGUACUGGCACUUUAAAGGAAGCUGGUCUCAAUGUCUCCAGAUGAGGUGACCGCUAAAGUUGGGGGAACAUGGCCAUUCCCUUUGGUAUCCAUGACCUCACCCAGCUCAGGGGGGCGGUGGCAGCCAGGAUAUUGAUUCAAUGCUCUGAGCACAAUGAAGCUCACUUUGGCAUUAUCAGGAAGACUCCCCCAAACCAGUAGCCCCACCCCCCACCCAAGUCAAGGUCUGAGCUCAACAGUCACCCCAGAAGGAGACGGAGCCUACCCCAUUCUCUCACACUGGGCCCUGAGCCAAAAUAACUGGGCUAAGACUUUGGUCCUAACCAAAUGAACGCUGGUGGGAGCCAGAGGCCAGGGGCUUUCCCAAUGAUUCCCGGUGCCCACGCUUCAAACUCCAUACAGAGAUAGGAUAUAUUAGAGAUAUUUUUGGAAAGGAAUUAAUUGGUCUAUGCAAUGCCAGUUUGGAAUCUUCUUGAAAGACAGUUUAAUGUUUCUAUUAGGAGUUGUAAAGAAAAUAAAGGUGUACAAUGUUUUUGAGUUCUUUCUGGUUACCACACACUGUGUUGCAUGGUCUGCCAGGAUGGAGGGUUCCCUUAUUUUCCUCCCUACAGGGAGGUGAUGGGGAAGGGGUGGUGUGCUGAUUUUUAGCCUCCCUCCUUUCUAACAGAAUGUUGUCACUGCUGCUCUCAGUCCAUGGGCUAUGUGUAUCUCUGUCCCAGCUUGUAGAAAAUAAUGUAACGGGAAAUCGGCCUAGUAUCAGUCUUUGGUUUGGGGGAAAAUUAAAUGUUGCAGUUUUUGUUUA